AGUAAAAAUGUAUCUGUCGCAUGGCUGGAGGAGAUGACUAGAAGCUUUAUAGCUCAAUGCCAAGAUUUCUAAGCCAGUAAAUGGCCGUCGAGAGAGCAUUCUGGACUUCAGCUAUGCUGCCGUCGAACUUUCGCAGAAGGCAUUCGGAAAUAACGUGGUGCAUGCCCUGAUAUUCAUGACCGCACGCCUGCAGGACAUCAUCUUCCAGCGAUGGAGAGUCGUGCUGAUGGCUCCUGGAUUACACGAUGGAUGGGUAACUGGACGAUUAUUAUCAAUGUCCUGGAAAAUGCGAUACGCCUGCUCGCCCCUCCGUAGCAGCAGUCUUCCCGCGAUGCCAUCGAUGACCAUGCAUCCGACGGCAAAAUCUGAAUGCAGCAUCGCUAAGGAAACUACCGACAACCGUCGGAGUGGCGUUCACAAGGCAGAAACGUUUCGUCACCCAUUUUUGAGGAAGUACGUCGAACAAGAUGUGUUGAACAUUUUCCUGCAAUAUGUGUCCUUCGCCACUGUUGCUCCCGGAAAAUGA
This is a messenger RNA of Soboliphyme baturini, 526 nucleotides long. The record is from the annotation of a GenBank genome assembly. Lineage: Eukaryota; Metazoa; Nematoda; Enoplea; Dioctophymatida; Soboliphymatidae.